CGAAGCCACUAACUCGCUAAACAACUCGAGACGGUUUACGCGAAAAUAUAUUCGUUGACAAAUUUUACAGCCGUUUUGCAAAAUGACGGACGUAGCAACUGUUCCACCAACUAAAUCUAAGAUGCCUAAAAAGAUUUCAAAGUCGAAGAAGCCUGCCGUUCACCCAAAUUACUGCGAUAUGGUUAAAGGUGCAAUCUCUGCUUUGAAGGAACGAGGCGGUUCGUCAAGACAGGCAAUUCUCUCGUACAUUUGCAAGAACUACAAAGUGGCAGAUGAGAAAACUGUCAACAGCCACCUGAAGCUGGCUCUGAGGGCUGGGGUGAAAAACAACGCCCUGAAACACGCCAAAGGUACUGGAGCAGCUGGUUCUUUUAAACUUGGGGAUGAAAAAGAAUCAAAGUCAAAUAAAUCAAAAGUACCCAAGGUGAAGAAGAUGAAGGCUGCUAAACCCAAAAAGGUUAUCAAGCUUAAGUCAGCAAAGGCGAAAUUUCCGAAACCUUCAUCACCUAAGAAGCUGAAGAUAAAAAAAUCCUCCAAGAAGGUUUCAAAGAAAGUGGUGAAGACUUCUAAACCCAAAAAGAUUAUCAAGAAGGUCAAGACUCCAAAGAAGAUGGCAAAGAAAUGAACAGUCGCCUGCUUGAAGAUGAGAAAAAGUAACUUUCAAAUAUAGUGUAUACUGUGUGUAGCACCAUAUCCAAAUAUGUUUCUCGCGAAUUCACCAUCUCUUAACACUUAACAGUGAACGGAGUACGCCAAUUUUUUUUGGAAAAUCUGGUUUAAGAAAAGGAGAACAAAAGCCCACCUGUUUAAAAUGUCCAGGAUCCUUUAUCUUGUGGUGAGACCUGUAAUAACAUGUUGAGAAGUGCUGAACAUUUGACAGUUUCGUCGUUAUUGCACUUAAACCAACCGACUGAGCACUAGACACGUGCAGUCCGAACACGUGCAACUGACGUUCUUUAUUCAUUAAAAAAAAAAAAAAAAAACCCAUCGAAAUCUUUCAUCAAGAACAUUUUCAUCUUAAGUUGUAUUUGUGUUUAUGGAACAUUAAACAAUCUUGUUUAUUCAUUUCAUAUACAUGUAAUGCAUAAAAUACGUGUUUGUGAUUAGUAAAAAAAAGAAAGAAA
This is a messenger RNA of Gigantopelta aegis, 1124 nucleotides long. RefSeq names its product histone H1-delta-like. The coding region runs from base 83 to 625 and encodes 180 amino acids. Gene Ontology annotation, cellular component: nucleus; nucleosome. Gene Ontology annotation, biological process: chromosome condensation; nucleosome assembly; negative regulation of DNA recombination. The transcript has a single exon. Gene Ontology annotation, molecular function: double-stranded DNA binding; nucleosomal DNA binding; structural constituent of chromatin. The record is from RefSeq and is a predicted model, not a curated record. NCBI's taxonomy places the organism in Eukaryota, Metazoa, Mollusca, Gastropoda, Neomphalida, Peltospiridae.